Dalotia coriaria is the source of this 1698-nucleotide messenger RNA. RefSeq names its product crystal protein-like. The record is from RefSeq and is a predicted model, not a curated record. The transcript has 5 exons. Bases 1 to 1698 code for a protein of 565 amino acids. Gene Ontology annotation, molecular function: serine hydrolase activity. Lineage: Eukaryota; Metazoa; Arthropoda; Insecta; Coleoptera; Staphylinidae.
AUGAUUUCUUUUAUAACUUUUGCUGUAAUAAACCUCGUAAUAAAUGUUUCGGCAACUCCUGUAGGCGAAUCAAUAGUAAAUAUUGAUGGGGUAGGACCCGUUAAAGGUUUAAUUCAAGAAUAUGGAGAUUCUUCUGGAGAUGUUUAUUUCCAGUAUCUGGGAAUACCUUUUAGUCACGCAGGACGUUUUGAAGUUGCUCAACCAAGUCCUCCAUGGACUGAGGUAUACGAUGCUACCGUGGAGGGAAAGGUAUGUCCUCAACCAACUGGUAAUAUUCAGUUUCCGUUUGGUGUCAGUGAAGAUUGUUUGGUUUUAUCAGUUACAUCACCACAGGAUCCUAAUGAUCACAGUUUACCUCUGAAACCAGUCGUGGUGUUUAUUUAUGGAGGUGUUUUUAUAAUCGGCACCUCCCAUAAAGAAUUCUACGACCCUGAAAUACUAGUAGGAGAAGGUCUGGUUGUAGUACAACCUAACUACCGCCUGGGAUCUUUCGGUUGGGUUACAGAUGGUUCAAUAAUUCCUAAAAACAUUGCUUUGAAAGAUGUAAGAUGCGCUUUGGAAUGGGUCCAAGCACAUAUUCAUGAGUUUGGUGGUGAUCCCAAUCAGGUGACCAUUUAUGGCGAGAGUGCAGGUUCUGUUAUUGUUUCUACAUUGUGGCAUGCACGACAACGCCUCAACAAUCUCUUCCAUGCUGUGUUUAUGCAAAGUGGCGUUGUUAUAACUCCAUGGGGUUUACAAAAACGACCAGACUUAGCGUUUCACAAUGUUCUGGUUAAAACUAGAUGUAUUUGCACGAUUGAUCAACCCGUGGAAGAUCAAGUUGAUUGUUUAAGGAGCCUAACAUAUGCGGAAUUAAAUAUUGAAGAUCUUUUGACUUUGGGAUUAAAUGAUAUAGCAGCAGCUGGGUUAUUAUCAGGGUUUAAUGCUGCAGUGGUUAUGGAAGAUGCUUGUGAUCCAGAUGCAAUUGUGAUAGAAGAUCCGUUACAACAGUUGAAAAAUGGAGAUAUCAGGGCUGAUAUGCCGUUGAUGAUGAGUAUAACCAAUGAAGAAGUGUUUACAUUUGCUCCUUUGGUGGAUACGGUAAGAACAAAAUCCAACGCUCAAAUUGUACCUUUCGGUAUGGAUGCAGCCAAUCCUAACUAUGUAGGUGGUUUGAUUAAAGGUCAUUAUGCGGGAAAUGAAUUACUUUGGGCAACAGCUCUUGACAUAACUUACAUGGAGUAUCUAGGUGAUUUAGCUUUUAAUUUCCCUGGUCGAUAUUUUGUGGAGUUGAUUAAGCCACACAUGGCUGCAAAUAUUUACGUUUUACAAUUCUCUUAUGCCAGUUUAAUGGGACGAUUAAACAAUCAGAUUAACAUGGUUGGACAUUCAGAUGACUUGAUCUACACAUGGAAAAUGGAAUUUAUAACUAGAGAAAGCAUUGCCAAAAUUGCUUAUCCUAAAGAAACUUUUCAAAAACGAAAAGAAUUUAACAGAAUGCUUUCUAACUUUGUUAAAUAUCAUAAUCCGACACCUAAUAAUGGUGAAGAUAUUGAUAUUUUGGGUGAUUUAAUAUGGCCACCUGUAACUGAUAUUGAAAUAUUUGAUUAUUUAAAUUUUGAUCAUAAGUUGACAAUUCAGCAACGACUAAAGGAUAAAAAUCAUCAAUUUUGGCUUGAUUUAUACACAAAAUAUGGAAGAGGUACAAUUUCUUUGUAA